Molecule: messenger RNA, 1181 nt
Organism: Paramecium primaurelia
Lineage: Eukaryota; Ciliophora; Oligohymenophorea; Peniculida; Parameciidae
Source: the annotation of a GenBank genome assembly
UAAAGUUAAAAAAAAUAAUAUGAGGGAGAUAAAGGGUUAAGACACUUUUGAUAGUCUCAGUCAAAAUGAUCCAAAUGAUUUAAAUUGUGAUUCAUAAUAAUUAAAAAUUAAAAAUUACAUUGAGGUUGAGAAUGAAAUUAUUAGUAAUUAGAAUUCAAAUAGUUUUUUAAAUUGUUUAUAGAAUUAGGAUAGUUUAUACCCAGAAAAAGAAUCAAAUAUAAAUUAACAUAAUAAAAAAGUUGAACUUCAGUCAACAGUUCCGCUACUAAACUAAAGCUUGAAUGUUGUUGAGAAUUAAUAAAAAGAAUAACCUGGUAAAAAAAUUCUGAUUUAUCUCUUAGGAGAAAAUUUAAAAAAUUAAAAAUUGAUCGAAUUUGAUCACACAAUCAAGGUUUUGUAAGUUUUAUAUAAUUUCUUGAAAUAAAAAUAAUUAAAUUAACUAGAUUAAAUAGAUUAAAUUGAUUAAGUAAUAAUGUAUAUUAAAAAUGUUAAAUAAGAGAUUGAUUCCUAAGAGUAUAAUCAAAAGGACACUAAGAAAAUAGAAAAGAACUUUGAAUAAUUUAAGAAGAAAAAGUUUUAUGAUGUUAAUAAAUUUAAACCUAAAAGAUUCUUAACUAAUAUUUACAAUAUAAUUGCGAGUUAAUUAAUUUUGUAAGAAAAAAAAAUAUGCAAAUAAAAAUUGAAAGAAUGCUAUUUUUAGUUGUCAAAAAAUUGGAUUAAUCUUCUAGACUUUACAAAAACAGAAACAGAGAACAAAAAAAUAAAAAAAGAGAUCAAAUAUGAAAAUAAACAAUUAUAAAAUUUUUUAAAUUUACUUAGAAAUAAUAAUAAUUCUGAGAUUUCGGAAAAUGUUAAGUACUUUUAAAAUAAACAUUAUGGAAAAUAUAGUUUCUUAGAGAUUGCUCUAAAUUUACUUUAAAUACUAAAAAUCUAAUGGAAUGAUGAUAAAAUCAGAGAUAAUAUAUUUGAAUUAUUGAAAGAAGUUGUACUAAAGAAACAACAUAAAUAUCAAUCUAAAAGAGCAAUCAAUUUUAAUAAAUAAAAUAUUAUUAGUUUGAUGUAUAAAAAGGAAAAUAAUAAUGAGGUUGUUGACGAAGAAGUAAUAACGGAAAUUCAACAACUUCUUGAGGGACCUAUAAUUUAUCCAUAAGAAUAAAAAAAAAAAUAAAGUUGAAUACGAU